UGGUUUGUUUAUCUUGAUUCUGGAAGAGAUUUGCCGUUCCUUGCUGUAACCGGCGGAGUUGAGUACACCUGCCCGGAAAAGAUGACUACUCACUUCACCAAUGUGCUGCGGCAGGCCUUCAAGACGUUCGACCGUGCGAAUCACGCCAGCUUCAAUGCGAACCUGCAGCAUUUGCGCCAGUUGACCGAUGAGCUGACCUACCGGGACUUGCACCUGCGCGAGGAACUCUUCCGGAGCGUGGCCAGCCACCGGGCACCCUGCAGCUACAUGCACAUCUUCGAGGACGACCGCUUCUCCAUGAGCCUGUUCAUUGUGCGCGGAGCGAGUGUGAUUCCCCUGCAUGACCACCCCAUGAUGUUUGGCCUGCUGCGCUGCAUUUGGGGCCAGUUAAGGGUGGAUAGCUUCUCACAACAACUGGGGCCAGAUGAGCCGCUGACCUACGACCCGCAUCCCUCGGUGGUGAAAGUGAAAACCGAGGAACCCAGCUUGGUAUCGCCCGCAAGUCCGUGUGCCACCCUGACGCCGCGGAAGAGGAACUACCAUCAGAUUGCUCAGUUUGGCAAUGGCGUGGCGGCUUUCUUUGACAUCCUCAGUCCGCCUUACGAUGCGGACAUGCCCACAUAUGGUCCGCGACAGUGCCGCUUCUAUCGCGCCAAGGUGGAUGCCGGCCAGGUGCAGCUGCACUGCAUCCCCUCGCCGGAUACGUACUACUGCGACGUGGUCGACACGCCCGAAUCCGUGGUGCAGGCCGCUUUUCAGUGCGCCGAUGAGGUCUAUGCCGAAAAUGCCACCGGGACACAGUGAAUCCAUGCAGCUAAUACCCUCCUAUUUAUUCGCCCAUCAUCACCCGUUGGCUGCCCGUAUCAGCCAAGUAUCUUCUGUGUUAUUUAAAUAAAAUUGCCUCCUUUUUUUUGUAGAA
Drosophila subpulchrella is the source of this 919-nucleotide messenger RNA. RefSeq names its product 2-aminoethanethiol dioxygenase. The coding region runs from base 82 to 804 and encodes 240 amino acids. NCBI's taxonomy places the organism in Eukaryota, Metazoa, Arthropoda, Insecta, Diptera, Drosophilidae. The record is from RefSeq and is a predicted model, not a curated record. Gene Ontology annotation, molecular function: oxidoreductase activity, acting on single donors with incorporation of molecular oxygen, incorporation of two atoms of oxygen. Gene Ontology annotation, cellular component: mitochondrion. The transcript has a single exon.